CAAUUUCGACGUAAACUUCAGCAGACAUGAUAAUUUCUUCGCCUGUUUCUUUUUUAUACCUUCCUUUUAAUCUUUAUCAUUUUUUAAAUUUUUAUGAUUGAAUUACGAUUGUCUGGGCCAUGUAGCUACAGUGAUUUUAACCAGCUUCAUGGACAAGGAACUGUUUUCGGCCAUCGCAUCAGAAAAUUAUAGGUACGUAUGCAUCUAUUUCUCGUUUGCUCAUGAAGUGAAGUUGGUUUGCAUGACUGUUUUGAUCGCUUCGAUAGCUGACUUAUUUGCAAUAAAUAUCAGCGAUCGGAGCAGAAGACUGCAGUAACUUAUCAACUCAUCGACAUAAACGAUCUAAUGGAAAUGCAGCUCCUAUAUGUAGUCUUGUACUGAGUUAACUUUGCAAUGUUCUGCCAAGCGACAAUCAUGUGAUGUGACAAUCAUGUGUUCCUGUGAUUUGUUGCCGUUUUUUUGUCUCAUGAGCAAUUUCUUUUUCACCCGUUAUGUGUAAAUGCGAUCACAGAGAAUUUUAAGAUCGAAAAGUAUAAGUUCUUUCUCCUUACCUGUACUCUUUGUUCGGUUUUUCCUUACCUGUACUCUUUGAUCGGUUUGAACAUUUUAAAGCUUCUCUCUCAUCCGAUCAGAUGAACGAUUGAAACAAAUUACACGGGAAAAGUAAACUUGGCAACCUCUUGUGUUUCAAGCAAUACACAUGUUUUAACUUUGAAUUUUCAUCGGUAUUUUUCUUGUUCUGAUUGUUUUUGGUCAAUCGAAAUGCGCGGUUUGUUAAAAAGAUAUCAUUGACAUGUACCAAACAAGUCGUAAGGUCCUUUUUCAUCCAUUUGUCGUUUGCAGUCUUGCUAAGGAGCUCGGUUUGAAUGGAGCGAGAGCUGAUCAAUUAGAGGAUGGUAUUACUGCUCUCCAUCUGCUGGCUGGGCACGAGGAUCAGGAAGCUUCAGAGGUUUUGGAGGUUUGUUUGAGGACUGCAGAUCCUAACGUCAGAUCUAGUGAGGGAAUGUCACCUGUUCAUGUUGCUGCUCUCUGGGGAAGGCUGGAUAAUUUAAAGUUAUUGAUAAACCAUGGAGGUGAUCUCAAUCAAACAGAUGACGAAGGACAAAAUGUUCUGGAUUUUGCCUCCUUGUCCGAAGGGACCAGUGCAAAACAGUGUAUCAAAUUUAUAUUAGAAGUAGAGUCAAACAUAAGCUUGGACGAAUCUAAAACCUGUAUUCCUGAAGAAAAAUGGGAUGGAAUGAAACAUGAACAGCCAGUUGGUGAAGUCAGUUGUGGAUUCAGUGAGUCGUUUUACACAGCAAUUGCAGAAGACAGUUUGCUCGAUCAGACAGUGGUUACAUUUCCAAACUUGCAUCCUUGGUUUAGUGCCGAUGUUUCUUCAGGUGACUUGGAUGAAACAGUGGUCGAUAAGAUUACUGAACUAAGUAUCUCCAGUAACAGGUAUAAAUUGUAUAAUAUAUGUUAUAUUCACUUUUGGUGUUUAUAUGCACAUGUACCUUCAGCCAUUUUUCACUUUUUAACCUUUUACACCCUAAUAUCAGUAUGCAUAUUCUCCAUACUGUCCUCUACACAUUUCCUGAAAGGCUUACAAGGAGAAUUUGGGUAAAAAUCAAGAGCUUCAUGAGGUGGUGAUCAUUUCCUUGAUUUUCACAACCUUAAUGUUUGAUUCAUGGGUGAUAUUGUGAGGAGAAAUUGGAAGCUGGUCAUUCUCAGGGGUUAAAGGGUUUAAGGCUAUUAUGACCCUAACCUAAAAUGAUCAUAGCUUUACACAGAGCAUACUAUUUUUUUUUAAUUAUUUCUCUGACAUGUACAUAGAACUCUCUCUUGAGUCAAGCCUAUAACUGAUAGUAGCAGCCAGAAAGAGUGAUGCCCUGGUUUCUAACUACAAUCAUGAGCUCCUUCCCACAUUACCAGGAUGGUAUGUGUUCUGUCCAGGGUUUUUGAAAAUUAUUUUUCAACAUUUAAUGGGGCUGUAAGUAGUCUAACUUGCAACAAUAUUUUGAGAGAGUACCCUUAAUAGACAUCACUUGAUUUUAUUUCCCCAUUAACAAUGUACAUGAAAAAUUACACACUUCUGAUAGGCUGAAAAUGAGUGCAUUCUCAUGUAACGCAAGUGUAAAGUUGUAAAACAAUGUAAAUUACAAAUGGUGCACACUCGCUUUCAAAAUUUCAUCUCUCUUGACUUUCUGUGAUGUUUUUUCAUGUACAUUAUUGACAAGUAAGAACAUGAUUUCUCUUGCGAUUUGGUGUAAUACCGUAAGCACUUAAUGUAAACUUUUGAAGGACUUUAUAUGGCACUAGCCCUACAGGCUCUUCUAAUUUUGUUGUCUUUGAAAAAUUUAGUUAUGCUUACUACUGACACCUAAUUACACUCGAAAUCAUGUUAUUACCUAUACUAAUUCCUUUGAACAUGGUCUUUUAAGUCUUGUAGAUGGUGAUGAAACCGUAGAAGAAGGUGCAAAGCAGUGGCUGGAACAUACAAGUUAUGAAGAGCAUGGUUGGUACAUAUUAUAAGUUAAGAAUUGAUUGUGUUUUGUUUGGAUAUCAAAAGAUUGCAGUUCUUUUUUCCCAUAUUUCAAUUUAUGGUACAAGUUAAAAGACAUCAAAUGAAAAAAAAUCUGCAUGAACAAUGAGGCCAUCUUAGUUAACUUCUUCUAGCUUUUGCAAAAGACUAUGACAAUGUCCACUACCCUCUCCUCUCUGACCAUAACUCAAUCUAGUUCACAAUAAUUUUCUGAAAAGCAUCAAAGGUCACAUUUGUUUUGAACCCAAAUCUCCUGGGAGGGUUUGAAGAGGUAAUUAUUCCAUAACAUGGCAAAUAAAAAAAGGAUAUUUGAUGCAUUCUUUUCAAAGUGCUGGUAUACACCUGCUGAUAUUUCCCUGCAUGGUGAAAGAUUUGUUUCAAUUAUGGUGCCCUCACCCUUUCACUCUCAAGAUCUCAUUAAUAAUACUCUCUACUGUCUGCUAUACAGUUCUUAUGAUAUUAGUCUGGACAGAGAAUUUGGUGAUGGAUCAGUUAAUAAUCUCCUAAUUGAUAUUUUUCUUUAUUCUCAUCACUUGUCUACUCGAUAUUGUAUCGAUAUUGUAUGGAGAAAUUCUGUCUUGGUCACUUGUGGGAGUUAAAGGGUUACUUCUCAGACAUAUUUUCUAUUCCCCUUUUUCACUUACUAACCUCUUGUCUCUUAUAUUCAGAUAAUGAAGACCCUGCAGAGUUUUAUUUUGGCAAUAGCACCAUAUUCUAUGACUGGAAGGAGUGCAGCACAAUAUUGGACCAGUCUAUCAUCAAUGAAUCCAUAACUGUGCCAGAGAAUCUUUUCAAACUUUCCAAUAAUGAUCUCAGGAUGGAACUACAAAAGUAUGGAGAAAUACCUGGUCCAAUCAUGACAAGCACUAGAAAUGUGUAUAUAAAACGGUUAGCUCAGCUACAGAGUGGCUCAAUGGAUUCAAAGGUAAAAACUAACACAGCAAAGUAACAGGGAAUAUUAACUUGGAACUGCCAGGGUGUGGGUACACAUAUCAAGUAUUGGUGUUGAAGUUAAGUCACAAUGGCUUAUCAUGAGAGCCAUCAACAAUAAAACUGAGUUGAAAGUAACUGUCUUGUGUUAAGAUCUCUCCCUUCCCAUGCACAAAAUUUCUUUUUGUGCUCUGAACUAAGGAGUUUGCAGUUUCUGUUUUUCAUUUAGUUCAAUACAAAUGGUUGCUACUGCACUUCUGCAAAAUUUAGAAAAAUGUGACCACUUCUGUUGUUUUACUGGUAAGUUCAAUUUGAUUGUGACAGGUAAAUUUUUAUACAGACCAAUUGCAAUAAAGUUCAGGAAAUGCAACCAAACCUGAAAACCACAAACUGUUUAUAUAUAGCACUUUAGUUAAGUUUUUUACUCUUUGUUUGCGUAUUAUUUGAAACACAAAAACAUUCUGCAAAUAUAAUUUGUUGUUUGUUGUGUUCUUAAUCUCAAAGGAAAUGAUGAGCAAAGUCAUUUAGGUUUGGAAAGCCUAAAAAAAUUCUAACAAACAAAUCUGGUGGGUUUGCCAACCACUGAGAAUUCUCAAUUGAGAGUUUAAAUUAGUUCAGGUUUACAUUGGCUUAAGUUUAUUCACUCUGUGAUUGCCAAGAACAUUCAUGCUCCCUUCUCAACCAUUCACUAAUUAACUAAAAUUUAUGGUGACUUGGCCACCAAAGUUGUCCUGUGCCUCAAGUAGUUGGCUAGUUUUUUCCUCGAGUUCUAUCAUCAGCCUGUGGUGAUAUUCUCCCAAGUUAUGAUUGGCCUUUCAGAUUCUAUUAAUUUUACAUCAUUUGAUGGAAAAUGGUUCAAAGUGCUAGAUCACCUAGCUUAUGAGUGAACCUACCUUCCUGUGAUCCCCCUUCUCCCCCCUUGCCCCACUCUCUCUGGUUCUAGGGUAGUAAGAAGAAGAGAGACACUGGGAACUAGGUUUUCCCAUAGUAUGUAUUAAUUUGUUAACUGUAUCCUAAAUACAAUUAUUUUUUACUUAGGAAUCACUCUAUAGUGAGUAUCUACCAGAGCUAAGGAGACAUUUGGAGGGGAAAGCAGAAACGCCAGAUUUGUUUGAGGAGGAGGAGUCUAUGUGCAUAGAAUUCACCUGUAAAAAGAAUUGGAGGGAGGGGUGAGUCGUUCGUGUAAUCAAUAAUUUCAAGUGAUGUAAUCGGGAACACUAUGUAACUUUCUUGUAUGGACUAAGUGCAAUUUUUUUACAAAUAAAUUCUGUUUUGUUUAGUGUCUGUUUUUUUUUCUUUUUUUCUUUUUCAUAUAAGAUUACAGAUGAUGUAAAAAUGUGGUCCGAACUUAUUUACAGUAAAUAUGAACGUCGUUGAUAUUGUUGUUUAUUUUAUUCCAAGCAUAUUUUAUAUACCAUCAUAAUCUUUUAUCGAAAAGACGUUCAGCAGUAUGAAACUGAAUUGUUUUAUGCAUGACGAAACAAAAAAAAUAGCUAAUGAAUUGGAUGAGGUCAUGUACAGGUAUGUCCUCUGAUAGAUCAGUUAGCAAAUUUCUUUAAAGUAUCACAUAGCUUACAUUUACUUUCUAUAGGACUGAAAAAUCUUCAUUUAAUUAUCUUCUUAUUGAUCCGCGUGUCACUCAAAAUCUACCAACGAGAUCCAAAAGUAUGAGCCCUGAGGAUGUCUUCCGAGUCUUUAUCUUGGCGAUAUUCUACGUGGGAAAAGGAAAGCGAUCAAGACCCUACGCACAUCUUAAUGAAGCCAUGAACUCUGCAAAGGUACAUAGAGAUGCCAUGCGUAUUGCAAUAUUAGAUAUAAAGCUUUUAAUUAAUGAUAACAUCUUUGUUUUGAGUAACAGAACCAGCGAUGCAGUUACAAAUAAAUCAAAAGAAGAAUCGUUUUCCUUAAUACAAAUUGUAAAAAACUUCACCUCUUCUCGAACAUUGUAUCGGCAAUUUUUAGCCGUAAGUUACUGGCACCUUCGCAGGAGUUCUCUGGGAUUUGCAGCGCUAUUGAACAAUGGUUUGAAGUGCUAUUGAACCCGCGAAGAGCAACAGCCAAUCACAUCCAAGGUAAUUAUCUUAUGGAUCCAGCGAGAACUCAAACCCGACACACUUUGCUGGGCUUCAAGGACAGAAAACGCUAGUAGUCAACUCAUUGCAACUCUUUGGUUAAGAGGGUAGCGCGAGUUUUCUAAACCAAUUAACGUGUAGCAAAAUCAAUGCAAUCCCAGACUGUUUUGUAAACUCUAGUGAAAUUACUCUAUGUCAUUUCUGCCUUAACAGGAAAAUCCCAAAAUUCAACAAAUCCGUGAUAUUUGGGCAGCUGGGCUUGGUGUUGUGUCGCUCCAUAUCUUUCAGAGUGUCAUUCCGGUGGAGGCAUACACGAGGGAAGCGUGCAUGAUAGAUGCACUAGGUAAUUAAUAUGUUCUCAGUGUUUGAUAGUCACUUGUAUGACAGUAGUUUUUAUUAACAGUUGAAAUAAUUAUUGUGUUGAACGCGCUGUGUGACAAGAUCACACAAAGGCCACGAGGGAGACUAAACUUGUUUCAGGCGGAAUUAAUUCCACUGAGUAGCAGGGUGAAGAUCUUGAAACCAAUAUGACAAGCCACUGCUCCAAAUGAAAGAUUCGAACACUCUGUUAAAGCAACUGACAGCUGAGAAAAAGGCGUUCAAAGGUUGAAAACGUCACUUGUCUUUUGAACACAUCCAAAUUACAUAACCCAGUAUCGGUUAAAAUGGUCAAUUAAUCCUAAUCGAAUUUUGAAAUAAUCCCCGUAAAUACUUAUCAUUUCGUUGUAUUUUCAACCAUGGUUAAAUCGAUUGCCAAAUGUUAUCCUGGACUACUAAGACUGCUCCAGCCAUUUUGGAUUUGAGUCGAUGACCAAAAACAAUACACCCUUAGUAUCUUAAUGUCCUUUCAUCCCCAAUUUUUUUCCGAUGCAUAAAAAAGGAACACACAAUCCCCGGUGAGACUCGUACUCAAGCUUUUCAAUUUAUGUUUCUUUUGUUUUUAUUGUUGUUGUUUAUUUCAGGCCUUCCACGACUAACAAACAAGAAAAGAGGUGAUUAUUACGGAAGGGCAGCAUCUUGGCCUCAAAAGAAAAAGAGAGAAAUGGGGGUUUUUCUUCUUCAGAGGGCUCUUAAAAUAUUACUCAGUGAAGGAGAGAGACAACUGCGCCCUGAAGAUCUCAAAGUAAAGCAUAACUCUUAG
This is a messenger RNA of Pocillopora meandrina, 6667 nucleotides long. The record is from the annotation of a GenBank genome assembly. NCBI's taxonomy places the organism in Eukaryota, Metazoa, Cnidaria, Anthozoa, Scleractinia, Pocilloporidae.